Molecule: messenger RNA, 1770 nt
Organism: Dictyostelium purpureum
Lineage: Eukaryota; Evosea; Eumycetozoa; Dictyosteliales; Dictyosteliaceae
Exons: 1
Coding region: 1-1770 (589 amino acids)
Source: RefSeq, a predicted model, not a curated record
AUGGAUAAUAGUCAUUUGUUUUUUUUGAUUUGGAGAAAUAUAUAUUUAAAUUCAAAAAUAUUUAAAGAGUUGCGUAUUCAUAAAGUUAUUGGGGAUUGUAGUGUAGAGUUUGAAACUUUAGAUUCUUUUAAUAGUUUUAAAAAUAAAGAGUAUCUCAAUGACAUUACAAUUAGUUUUAACAAUGAAAAUUUGGAAUCAAUAAUACCAAGGAAUGUAAAAGAAAUCGGUUUUAAUGGAAUGCGUAAAUCCUUUUCAAAUGUACCAAGUUGGGUUGAAAGUGUCCAUAUCAAUACUUUGUUUAAAUGGUCAAUUAUUAGCACUGCAAAGAAUUUAAAAACACUUUUUGUUCACUCUGAAAUUAUUAAAGAAAUACAUAGCAAUACAAUUCCACAAUCAGUUACAGAUCUAUCACUUCAUUUAUACAAAUAUAGACUCAAAGGCGAUUUACUUCCAAAAAAUUUAGAGAGUCUUUCUAUUCAACCGAUAUCAAAAGUUUUCUUUGAAGAUAAUAUUAUUUUUCCAUCCACAUUAAAGAGGCUAAAGAUUGGUAUGUCAGUUCCCAGUUUUGAAACAAAGGUAAACCUUCCAGCGGGUUUAGAAUUAUUAUCGAUUCUUGGUUCCAUUAUUAUCAGUGAAUCCUAUAUAUUUCCACAGUCAUUAGAAGAUUUAAAGUUUAGAACGGUUGAGUUGUAUACUCCAUUGCCAAAUAGUUUAAAAAAAUUAAGUUUAUAUGUGGCAACAAAAAUUGGAGAGUCUGUAUUACCACCAAAUUUAGAACAUAUGGGUUUAAUAACAGGCAUAGAAAUGGACCCUAAAAUAAUACCCAAAAAACUAAAAACACUCCAAACCAAUAUUUCAUCUUUGGUAGAUUGGAAUGGUGCCUCAAUUUUACCAGAUACAUUGGUGAAUCUCAUAUUCUGUAAUGAUGGCCCAUCAGGUUUUAAUCAAAAGCUCACCCCAAAUAUAUUCCCCAACUCAUUGGUAUAUUUAAGUUUUGCCACAAAUUCAGGUAAGCUAAAAUAUUUUAACAAUGGCGGUGCCCCAUUAGUUGAAGAUGGCAUUUUCCCUUCAUCGUUAACCUAUCUUAAUUUAGGAAAUGCCUUUAACCAAAAAAUUGGUUUGGGUACCUUAUCACACUGUGCUGCUUUAAAAACGCUAAUCUUGGGUAGACAUUUUGAUCAAGAGCUAUCACCAGAAUCAUUGCCUAAAAGUUUAGAACUUCUUCAAAUAAAUAAUCCUCGUUAUUCUCAUCAAGUUAAAGCAAGUAGCCCAUAUACAGUUAUUAAAUGUAGCAAUAUAGAUCUUUAUUAUGAUAUCCAUUCAUCAUCACCAGAGACUAUAAGGGUACUAGCAUUGCCUGAAAAUUUCAAUAAACCACCCAAAGAAUUAAAUUUAGUGGAUAAAAUCAAUUUAGAAUAUUUGGAUCUAGGUUAUGCAUUUAAUGGAGAAUUAACUCUGGACUCUUUACCAAUAAACAAUUCAAUUAAAACUUUGGUAUUAAGUUAUGGAUAUAAUAAGAUCAUAAACUUAGAAAACUUUAAACAACUAGAAAUAAUUAUUAUAAAUGGAUCACCAGGCGAAAUUUUAACAACAACCAUAAUAGAGAAUAGUGAUGGUAGUGUUUCUUAUAAUUUUUAUUGCUUAAAAGAAAUUCAAGUAAAUUAUGACCCGUCCUUUUUAUCACAAUUAAAUCCAAUAUUCUACCCUUUCUUAAGAAAUGCAAAAAAAAAAUAUAACCCACAAUUUAUUAUUCCACAUAUAUUAACCUAG